AUGAUUGAUUUGGGUUAUUCUGGACCUAAAUUUACAUGGAAUAAUAAGAGAGUCUAUGCAAGGUUAGAUCGAGCUAUUUGUAAUAUGCAAUGGAGAAGGUUAUUUCCUAAGGCUAAUGUUCAACAUUUGCCUAGGACUACUUCUGAUCACAAUCCAAUUAAGAUUAAGUUGAGCUCCCGUUUUGUUGUUUCUCCGCACUUAAGGCCUUUUAGGUUUGAAGCAAUGUGGAUGCAACAUGAACAAUUUAAUAAGUUUAUUUCUGAUGUUUGGGGACAAGCUGCUGGAUCAGCCUUGGAUAAAACUUAUCAGUUGGUUCAGCCUCUAAAAGAUUGGAAUGUUAAUGUUUUUGGACAUCUUAAGAAACGGAAGGCCUGUUUGUUGGCCUAUCUUAAUGGUAUUCAAAAAGCUUUGUGCAGGGGCUCAAAUACUUUUUUUAGUAAAUUGGAAAUUUCUUUGAUUGAGGAGUAUAAUUGUGUGCUGGAGCAAGAGGCUAUGUUAUGGAAACAAAAAUCCAGAUUACAGUGGCUUCAGGAAGGUGAUCGAAACACCAAAUUCUUUCGUCUUAUUACUAUUAUUAGGCGGCGGAGGAAUAAAAUAGAGAGAUUAAAGAAUAAUGAGGGGGUUUGGGUUGAGGAAGCUCAAGACAUUAAAGGCUUGGCUAUAGCGUAUUUUGAGCAGUUGUUUUCUCAAGAGAUUGUGAAGCACAGAGACCUGACAUUACCUAUGUUGUUCCCUGUUAUUGAUUCGGUUGAUUUGGAGUUGCUUGAGAAGGAUGUUGAUAUGGCUAAGAUUAAGCGAAGUUUGUUUGGGAUUGGAGGUUUGAAAGCUCUUGGUGUAUAUGGGUUUCCAGCUUGUUUCUAUCAAGCUAAAUUGAAUAAUUGUGCUGAUGAUAUUUUUGCAUUGGUGACUCAAGCUUUCCAGAAGUGCAGCAUCCCUGACAAGCUGAAUUACACUUUAAUAACUUUGGCGCCUAAAGUGCAAAGCCCCCAGUCUAUGGUUCAGUUUAGGCCUAUAAGCUUAUGCUCUACUCUGCACAAGGUCAUUUCUAAAAUCCUUGUGGCUCGGUUGAGGCCUAUUCUUCCUGAUCUUAUAAGUCCCAACCAAGGAAAAAAAAGGUUUGUCGCUUGGAAAAUAGACCUCUCUAAGGCCUAUGACAGGUUGAGUUGGCAUUUUGUUGAGUAUGUGCUUCUUGAAUUAAGGUUGUCUGCUCCAUUUGUUAAGUUGAUAAUGAAUUGUGUUCAAUCUGUGAGAUAUCAGAUUAAUGUGAAUGGGGAAUUGACUGCUCCUUUUAGUCCAAUGAAUGGUAUUAGACAGGGAGAUCCCUUAUCUCCCUACCUCUUUGUUCUAUGUAUUGAAAAACUCUCUCAUAUUAUAUGUGAUGCUGUCAGUAAGAAGAAGUGGCGGCCUGUGAAAUCUUCUCAGUCUAGCCCUGCGAUCUCCCACCCUUUUUUUGUUGAUGAUCUGGUGUUGUUUGCGGAGGCUAGUGCUAACCAAGCUAAAAUUGUGAAGAGUUGUCUGGAUUUGUUUUGCUCUGCUUCUAGACAAGUAGUCAAUUUUGAAAAGUCUGCUGUCUUCUGCUCUCAUAACACUUGUAAUGAGGUUGCUAAAGAGAUAAGUUUGAUUUGUGGCUCUCCUCUCACUAAUGACCUUGGUAAGUAUCUAGGAAUGCCUCUUUUGCAUUCUAGAAUCGGAAAGCACACUUAUAGUUCUUUAGUUGAUAAGGUGCAUAAUCGACUGGCAGCUUGGAAGAGUAAGCUCCUAUCAUUAGUUGGAAGAGCUACUUUAAUUCAAGCGGUUAUAGCUUUUAUCCCUGUUUAUGCUAUACAAACUACUAAACUUCCUGUUAGUGUCUGUAAUGAUUUAGAUCGGCUCAACCGUAAUUUUUUCUGGGGUAGCAGUGAGAAGAAAAAUAAGAUCCAUCUUUGUCAAUGGGAUUUGGCUUGUAGGCCUAAAGGUAAAGGAGGUUUGGGGUUUAAGAAGACUGCUAGUAUGAAUCAGGCUCUGCUUGCUAAGAUUGGGUGGAGAUUGCAUUCUAAGGACAAUGGUUUGCUCCACUACUUUGAGGAGUAUUAUACAUGGUAUUCAAUUGCUUAUGCAAGGGAUGUGUUGGAGAAUAGGUCGGGAAACAUUGUAAAAUUCUGGGAGGAUAAUUGGGUUACUGAUGUCCAUUUAAGGCAGCAGGCUGGAGUUCUCACCAUCCAUGAUAGCAAUUGUUCUCAUGUUCGAAGGCAGUUGGCGUAUAACCCUUCAUGUGGCUUUUGUUCUUGGCCUACUGAAACUGUUCUUCACAUUCUUCGUGAUUGUGAGCGAGCUCGAUCUACGUGGAAUGUUAUUCUCCCUGCCUAUGCUCAUCAUUUUUUCCAUUUAGAUGCUCAGCCUUGGAUGAAGGUCAACGUGCUCUCUAAGGAGAAAUGGAAUGGUGAUGUUCCUUUAGGUACUAAUGAGGAUACAGUCCUCUUUAGUCUAAGACAAGUUGUUUGUAGGGCUGCCCAAGAGUGGAUUAAGUCAACUUCUAAUCGCACUGUAAGGGUAAAUAAAGUUCAAAUUCAUGUUGCCUGGGAGCCUCCUGGGCCUGGACAGUUCAAACUAAAUGUGGAUGGUUCAAGGAGAAGCGUUACUGGCUACAUUUGUGCUGGAGGAGUCAUUCGUGACCCUUUUGGUGGCUGGUUGGCAAUUGAGAAAGGCAUCAGUAGUCUCAUUAUUGAGAUGGAUUCAGCUAUUGCAGUCAAUCUCUGUCAGAAUUCUUCCAUGCUUACUCUGCAUCCUUUAGCUGCUUUGGCUCCUAGUCGGUUAAAUGAUUAUCUUGUUGAUGAUCUGCUUGGAAUUGUUCAUUCUAGAUUGGUCUGUUUAGACCAGGUUGUGUAG
This is a messenger RNA of Prunus armeniaca (apricot), 2865 nucleotides long. NCBI's taxonomy places the organism in Eukaryota, Viridiplantae, Streptophyta, Magnoliopsida, Rosales, Rosaceae. The record is from the annotation of a GenBank genome assembly.